This is a messenger RNA of Pimephales promelas (fathead minnow), 1117 nucleotides long. Lineage: Eukaryota; Metazoa; Chordata; Actinopteri; Cypriniformes; Leuciscidae. The record is from RefSeq and is a predicted model, not a curated record.
CUGGGAGUGAGUGAGCGAGCGCUCUCGCGGAGUUACAAACUGGAUGGAGCGAUUGAAGUAGAUACUUUAGUUAUAUUAAGUGGAUUUUGACAGCGGAUCUCUGGCUUUGGUCUGACGGCGUUUCCGACUGGAUCUUAUAGCUUGCCCACUGGGAAAAUAAAUCACUAUCUACAAGAAAGAAAGCUGGCAUGCGCUAAUAUGGAAACCAAACCAUUCUUGUCUCUAGACUCCUCCGGUCAGCUCUCGUCGCCUCCUUUAAGCUCCUCCAUGGGUCACCGAGGCAUCAGUAACCAUCCUCUGCACCAGCCCCUGCUCAGCCCGUCUGCGAUGAGCUCCAGCCCGGGUCAGCUGCACUCGCCCAUCAACGGCCUGUCCUCGCCGUUCCCCGUCAUCAGCUCGCCCUUGUGCCAUCCCUCCAUGAGCGGCCCAUCCUCCACCAGCAUGACCUUCAGACCCAGUCUAAGCCCACAGCUCAGUUCGCCCAUGAAUGCAGUCAGUAGUUCGGAGGACAUUAAACCCCCUCUGGGUCUGAACGGGAUGAUGAAGGUCCCGGCACAGCCCACAGGCACAUCCCUCUCCCUCACAAAACACAUCUGUGCCAUUUGCGGAGACCGUUCAUCAGGUAAACACUACGGGGUGUACAGCUGUGAGGGCUGUAAGGGCUUCUUCAAGAGAACGGUGAGAAAGGAUUUGACGUACACUUGCCGAGACAACAAGGACUGUUUAAUCGACAAACGGCAACGCAACCGCUGCCAAUACUGCCGCUAUCAGAAGUGCUUAGCCAUGGGAAUGAAGAGAGAAGCCGUUCAGGAGGAGCGGCAGCGGGCGAAGGAGCGGAGCGAGGCUGAAUUCGGCAGCUGUGCCAACGAGGACAUGCCCGUGGAGAAGAUUCUGGAUGCCGAACUGGCAGUGGAACCAAAGACGGAGACCUACGUGGAGGCCAACCUGAGUCCGCCUGCCAACUCUGUAAGCCAAUCUCUCCCUCUAAAUCACACUCAGUGACAUUCAACUUAUGGAGAACAUUUGGCUCAUCUGAAAUGUGCCAUUUCAGAGUUACACUUCACAAUUGCUCCUCGGUGAACCGGCCGGGCUCGAUCAUUUUCUGAAUGUCAAGACU